GGCAUCGUCCACCGUGACCUCAAGCCCGAGAACCUGCUGCUCACCUCCCAGCACGACGACGCCAACGUCAAGCUCGCCGACUUCGGCUUCGCCCGCAGCAUCAUGGGCGGCUUCGUGUCGACGCAGUGCGGGACCCCCGGCUACGUGGCUCCCGAGAUCCUCCGGGCGGAGUCGUACGGCACUUCCGUGGACAUGUGGAGCAUCGGCGUGAUCGUCUACAUCCUCCUGGGCGGCUACCCUCCCUUCCACGACGAGAACCAGACGAGGCUCUUCCGGAAAAUCAAGGCCGGCAACUUCAAGUUCCACCCGGAGUACUGGCAAUCCAUCUCUAACGAAGCCAAGGACCUCAUCCGCAGGCUGCUCACGGUGGACCCAAAAAAGAGACUCACCGCCGCCCAGGCGGUCACCCACCCGUGGCUGCUCAGCAAGGACGCCGACCUCCUCAAGCACAACCUCGGGGUUAACCUGGAGCAGCUCAGGCUCUUCAACGCCCGCCGCAAGCUGCGCGCGGCGAUCAAGUCGGUAUUGGCGACGCAGAUGAUGGCCGGCAAGUUCGGCAUCGAGGCGCUGUAAACGUGGACUUGUUGUCUUGGUGCUUGAACUGGCCGGAUUCUACACAUGGGGGGUGGAUGGAUAGAUGGAGAGCGAUACGGUUCGGAGCAUCAAUCCUGAUCGAUGACGGGAGGUGGAUAGGCGCCUUGGCUGGCGGGGCACGUGUGUAAGGGGGUACUGUUCUUCCACACACACACACACACACACACACCUCUCGAGUGUCUUCCAUCCGCCGUCCGCCCCCCCCCCCCCCCCCGGGGC
This is a messenger RNA of Ectocarpus siliculosus, 813 nucleotides long. Lineage: Eukaryota; Phaeophyceae; Ectocarpales; Ectocarpaceae. The record is from the annotation of a GenBank genome assembly.